GUACUCAUUCUCUACAGAGUUCCACAUUGACUUAGACCAACAUUUAAUCUACAAUUUUCCCAUCAUUUCCACAGCUACAGUUUGAUCACAGGCAAAAAAAUAUCUUCACAUCUUUCCUGCUGAUUUUCCAGAAAAUAUUGAUGAGAAACGAGCCCUAGAAAUUCACCAGAACUGAUCUUUGUUUUUUGAUUAGAUCAAAGCAGCUAAAAGCGAAGAUCACAGAAGAGAUGACGGAGAGAGACGUGGUGGAUGAAGAGUUCAACGAGGAGAGGGCGAAGAUCGAUGAAGAUUUGGAGACUAACAGCGAAAGUAUUAUCGCCGUGCUCAAUAUCGCUGUGAUCCUCUCUGCUCUCUCAUCGUCUGAACCCGACGAGCAGCGUCUGAAUUUGGAUGAAAUUGAGGAGAGAGAAAGUGGAAUCAGAGGCAAAAACAGUGGAUCGAGAUCGGAUUUCCGCCACCAGGUGAGUGGAUUCAGCCGAGCUCUUGAACGGCAGCAGUCGUCAAAGAUUCAAGCCAAGAUCAGAGACUGCAGGCACAGCAGAAGACUGUGAGGCGUGAAGGAGAAUAUAGAGACAUGUAGAUAGAUCGAUAUAUCAUAUAUGCAUCUUCGUCUACCAUCUAAUUUUGCAUUAGAUAGUGUUGGCUAGCAACCUCGUAUCAACCAUGUUAUUUAUCACCGACAAAAUACUGCUCAAUCGAUACCAACAUGUUAUGUUCGCAGUCUAAAUGUAUUAACGACGAAGCACAGCUCAGCUGAUAGCUGGUAAGAUUUUUCUCCUCUAA
Messenger RNA from Salvia splendens (bonfire salvia), 783 nucleotides. RefSeq lists its product as uncharacterized. Bases 228 to 551 code for a protein of 107 amino acids. The record is from RefSeq and is a predicted model, not a curated record. Lineage: Eukaryota; Viridiplantae; Streptophyta; Magnoliopsida; Lamiales; Lamiaceae. The transcript has 2 exons.